Molecule: messenger RNA, 711 nt
Organism: Oreochromis aureus
Lineage: Eukaryota; Metazoa; Chordata; Actinopteri; Cichliformes; Cichlidae
Product: retinal cone rhodopsin-sensitive cGMP 3',5'-cyclic phosphodiesterase subunit gamma-like
Exons: 4
Coding region: 112-384 (90 amino acids)
Biological process (GO): visual perception; positive regulation of G protein-coupled receptor signaling pathway; positive regulation of epidermal growth factor receptor signaling pathway
Cellular component (GO): photoreceptor outer segment membrane
Molecular function (GO): cGMP binding; 3',5'-cyclic-nucleotide phosphodiesterase activity
Source: RefSeq, a predicted model, not a curated record
GCACUAAUGCAACUUAAUGCAACAGUAUUUAACAGCAACUCAGACCUCUUGGACACUACCAUCAUAAUCAGCUACCAAGAGAAGCAACACAAGUGUUGAAACAACAGAAGCAUGAAUUUGGAGGUGGCCAAACCCGAAGGAAAGACUGGGAACAAAGCUCCCCUCAGAGCCACGGCCCCCGGCUCCCCAUGCAAGUCUGCACCCAAGUUCAAACAGAGGAACACGCGGCAGUUCAAGAGCAAGCCUCCCAAAAGAGGAGUGAUUGGCUUUGGAGAGGAGAUCCCAGGAAUGGAAGGUCUUGGAACUGACAUCACUGUAAUCUGCCCAUGGGAGGCUUACAGCCAUCUAGAGCUACAUGAGCUUGCCCAGUAUGGCAUCAUCUGAUUAUCUCUGCUGUGAAGUUGUUUUUAAAUAAAUGUGGCAAAUUUUAAAUUUCAGUAUUUAGUUUCAAUAAUCUGGAUCGUCAGUACUGGCUGGAAAGGUGUCUUUAUAUGUCUGCAUACUGUGAAUGUUGUUUUUUGUCUUACAUAUUUUUUAUUGUAAAUCUAAUUUCAUAAUGAUCUCAAGCUGCCAUGUUCACAAAACGUGUAUCUCGAAUGUGUUCUCGCGUCAUUGCUUGAGUCUGUGGUUUUAGCUAGAACUCUGUUAGCUUGGUUCCUGCACAAUCGUCAGCACUGUCUUUAUCAUAUUUAAUCAAACUCUUGAAUAAAU